AUUUUGACCUUCCUUCCGGUUGGCUCCCGCCCCACGUAGCCAUUUUGCGUUUCCUGGACAAAAAAAGGGGGUUAGGUAGAAAGACAAUCAGACACAUAAUUAAAUCAGUCUUCAAAUCAUACCGAGAAUCAAAAGUGCGGAUGUAACUGUGCAAUAUGAUAGGCGCGGGAGCGGGCGAGCAGGUACACCAGCCGCGGCCCGUAUUCAAAGAAGAAACCUUUGGCUAGCUGGCUAACGAUUCGUUAGCGAAAGAGUGAGAUAAAGACUUCAUAGACACUAAAGUGUUGUACGACAUUCAUAAUUAUCAUAUUAUACUCUUAAGUACGCUAGAAGGCGGACGUUGGUAGAAAUAUGGACCUUGUGUUGAUUUGAAACGUCGCAGCGGACAAAAACAGCAAACGCCACGGUUAUUUGCGGAGGAAGCCGGAUAACUGUUUAUUCACAGGGAAUAAAGAACAGGAUCGCAGCACACCACGGAGCCAGUCAUGCCUGCCAGUGUGCGUACUGGGACCCCAAAGGACUCAGAGGUGUCUGAGCUCUUCUACAGGGAUGAUCCUGAGAAGCUGUUCACUGAUCUCCGCGAGAUCGGUCAUGGCAGCUUUGGAGCCGUGUACUUUGCUCAUGAUGUACGUUCCAACGAAGUGGUGGCCAUCAAGAAGAUGUCGUUCAGUGGCAAGCAGUCUAACGAGAAAUGGCAGGACAUCAUAAAGGAGGUGAAGUUCUUGCAGAAGCUCAGACACCCCAAUACUGUCGAAUACAAAGGGUGCUACCUCAGAGAGCACACAGCAUGGCUGGUGAUGGAAUACUGUCUAGGAUCAGCCUCUGAUCUUUUAGAGGUGCAUAAAAAGCCUCUGCAGGAGGUGGAAAUAGCUGCUAUUACCCACGGUGCACUUCAGGGCCUCGCCUACCUUCACUCUCAUAACAUGAUACACAGAGAUGUGAAGGCAGGUAAUAUUCUGCUAACUGAGCCGGGUCAGGUGAAGCUUGGAGAUUUUGGCUCUGCCUCAAUUGUUUCUCCUGCCAACUCUUUUGUGGGUACACCUUACUGGAUGGCCCCAGAAGUGAUUCUAGCCAUGGAUGAGGGGCAGUAUGACGGGAAGGUGGACGUCUGGUCUCUUGGCAUCACCUGCAUUGAACUAGCUGAAAGGAAGCCACCCUUGUUCAAUAUGAAUGCUAUGAGUGCCUUAUACCACAUUGCGCAAAAUGAAAGCCCUGUCCUGGCAUCAAACCACUGGUCAGACUACUUCCGUAACUUUGUGGACUCUUGUCUUCAAAAGAUCCCUCAGGACAGGCCUACCUCAGAUGUGCUGCUCAAUCACCAUUUCCUUUGCCGAGAGCGCCCCCAUUCUGUAGUGAUGGAUCUGAUUACGCGCACCAAAGACGCUGUGCGAGAGUUGGACAACCUGCAGUACAGGAAGAUGAAGAAGAUCCUGUUUCAGGAAACUCUCAAUGGCCCCACACAGGAAGGAGGAGAGGAGGAAGAGGAAGCAGAGCAGUACCUCUUGCAGACGGGCACGGUGAACAGUAUGGAGAGCUCUCAGUCUGUGCCCUCUAUGUCCAUCAGUGCCAGCUCCCAGAGCUCCUCUGUCAACAGCUUGGCCGAUGGCUCCGAUGACAGUGCUGAGAUGGCCAUGAUGCAGGAGGGAGAGCAGACAGUCACGUCUAACAGCUCCAUCAUUCACCGCCCCUCUGCACGUGAUAAUAUUUAUGACGACCCAUAUCAGCCGGAGAUGGAGUCUCCGCAGCAGCCGUCGUCGGCCGCUCGGAGGAGGGUGCACCGAAACCGAGACCAUUUCGCCACCAUCCGCACAGCCUCUCUUGUGACCCGUCAGAUUCAGGAGCAUGAACAGGGCUCAGCUCUGAGGGAGCAGAUGUCCGGAUACAAGCGCAUGAGGAGGCAGCACCAGAAACAACUGCUGGCUCUGGAGAACAAACUCAAGUCUGAGAUGGACGAACAUCAGCUCAGACUGGACAAAGAGCUGGAGACCCAAAGGAACAACUUUAGCAGUGAAGCCGACAAGUUGAGUAAGAAACAUCAGGCCAUCCUGGAAAAAGAGAUUAAAGCUGCGCAGGCAGAAGAGAAAAAAUUUCAACAGCACAUACUGAACCAGCAGAAGAAAGAACUCAACAGUCUGCUGGAUUCCCAGAAACGCCAGUACAGGCAACGCAAGGAGCAGCUCAAGGAGGAGCUGAGUGAGAACCAGUCUACUCCGAAGCGAGAGAAGCAGGAAUGGUUGGUGAGGCAGAAAGAGUGUCUGCAGCAGAUCCAGGCUGAGGAAGAGGCUUCGUUAUUACGGCGACAGAGGCAGUAUUACGAGCUGCAGUGCCGACAAUAUAAGAGAAAGAUGCUGCUCGCGAGACACAAUCUAGAGCAGGACCUGCUCAGAGAGGACUUGAAUAAACGUCAGACUCAGAAGGAUCUCGAGUGUGCUAUGUUGUUGAGACAUCACGAGUCCACUCAAGAGCUGGAGUUCAGGCAGCUGGGGCUGGUCCAGCGCACUCGGGCCGACUUGAUCCGAACGCAGCACCAGAGUGAGCUGGCCAAUCAGAUGGAGUAUAAUAAGCGGCGUGAGCAGGAACUCCGUCAGAAACACGCUGUGGAGGUCCGCCAGCAACCCAAGAGCUUAAAGACGAAAGAGCUCCAGAUCAAACGUCAGUUCCAAGACACCUGUAAGAUUCAGACACGCCAAUACAAAGCCCUGCGCAACCACCUGCUGGAGACUACGCCCAAAUCAGAGCAUAAAACCGUACUGAAGAGACUCAAAGAGGAGCAAACACGUAAACUGGCCAUCUUGGCCGAGCAGUACGACCAUUCCAUCAAAGACAUGCUGUCCACACAGGCUGUGAGUAAGUUGCGAUUGGAUGAGACUCAGGAGGACGAGUACCGAGCACUGCGCAUGCAGCUGCAGCAGGAAUUGGAGCUGCUGAACGCCUAUCAGAGCAAAAUAAAGAUGCACACAGACACGCAACAUGAGAGAGAGGUCAAAGACCUGGAGCAGAGGGUGUCUAUACGGAGAGCUCUCCUUGAGCAGAGGAUCGAGGAGGAGAUGUUGUCCCUGCAGAAUGAGCGCUCUGAGCGAAUCCGGGCUCUGCUCGAGCACCAAGCUCGAGAAAUUGAGUCCUUCGACUCAGAAAGCAUGCGCCUGGGCUUUAGUAACAUGGCUUUGAGCGGCAUCCCUGCUGAGGCUUACAAUCAGGGUUACCCCAACCCUCCCUCAUCCGGACCCGGGGGCUGGCCGUCCCGUCCCGUGCCCCGCUCAGGCAGCCAGUGGAGCCAUGGCGUCCAAAACUCAGCGGCGCCGCCUUCUUGGCGCAGUCAAAACAGUACAGCCGGCUUCAGCCAAGGGGAGCAAAUCUCCAGCCGAGAGAGAGAUCGAGAGAGGGAUUUAGACGGCAUGGGCGCCCGUGGCUUUCCAAGCUCUCGCUCCUCCGCCUCGUCAGCAUCGUCUUCGUCCUCGCACCAUCACCUCCGCUACAUCCCGCAGCAGUACCACCACCAUAGCACUCCACACCUGUACCGCGACAGCCGAGAGAGGGAGUGGGGUGGAGGCAGUGGGGGAGGAGGAGGAGGCCACCACCAUCACCACUCAUCUUCAUCCUCCUCUCAUGGCCACUCGCACCACAUUUCUUCCCAUGCCUCUUCCCAGUCCCUUGCUCUCCUCCCUCCACCACCUCCUCCUCCGCCCAUCUCCCUUUCCUCAUCUUCUCCUCCUUCCUCCUCCUCCUCUUCUUCCUCUCAGAGUGGCUACGGAGGAAGGGGCGAGAGCUUGGCUGUGAGGGGCCCCAGCCUGAUGGCUUUGAGAAACAGUCCAGGGCCACUUCGGAGAACAGCCUCGGGCGGAGGUGCCGCAGGUUCGGGCGCAGAUGGAGGUUUGAGCCGAAGUACGUCGGUGACGUCGCACAUCUCCAACGGAUCCCACCUCUCCUACUCGUAGAGGGUCAGACAGGAAGUUCAGAUGGUGCAGGUGAACGUUUUGGGGAGAAAAAGCCUUCACGUAGCUCAUUUAGGAGUCAAACUGGGAGGUGGAGUGGAGAAACAGUAUUUAGAUGGGCACACCUUUACUUAAAAGAAGAUAGAUCUCAGGGUUUUGGGAUGCGGGAGGGCUCAGGGUUUAGAUCAGGAACAGGAAAGACGAGAGAUGUACUGUAACAGGAGCAGAAAGCUAUGCUGUCGAGUGUGUGGGAGGGAAGAGAUGAAAAUAACAAGUGGUGCCAAUACUGUAGAUUGGGCUCAUCCUCAGCCGGUUCAUUUUAGUUUAGUUUUAUUUUUAAACCGUCAGACAGAACCAUUGAAUUCUGCUCUUUCAUGUCCAGGUAUUUUUUUGCACGUCUAAAGGUUUAAGAUUUGAACAUAUUAGAAGACUUUUCCAAGAUAUUAUUUUAUACUUAAUCCUGGAUCAUAUUAAGCUGAAUUCGUCUAGUGCAAUUCAAUUAAAGACUGGGUUUAUUUUUAAAGGGAUAGUUUGCCAAAAGUGAAAAAUCUGUCAUUUAUCUCACUCUCACGUUGUUACAAGCCCUACAUAUUGUUGUUUUUUCAUACAACGCAAAAGGAGGAUUUUAAAGCAGCCCUUUUCUACGCAACAAGUUCUGUUAAGAUCCAAAAUAGACCAAAAACACCAUAGAAGUAGUUCAUUGGAAUUUUGUGCUAUAUUCAGAGUUCUGAAGUUGUCCACCUGCUUUGUUUGAGCAAAUUGAAAAUUCAUUACAAAUAGUACAUUCAUGCAUUAAUCUUUUUGCAGAACCAAACAUGCAACUGUGAACAUAUGUUACAUGGAAAAGAGCUGCAUUAAGAGAUUUUUCAUAAUUUAUUCACCUGCAUGUCCUUCCAAAAUUUUGACUAUUCUUUCUGUGGAACAUGCAAGAUAUUUUUUGAAAUUUGUUCAUGCAUAGUUAGUCAGUGGUAACCAGUAUUCUUCGAAUAAUGUAAGUCUGUAGGUUUUCAUUUUUAGGUGAACUCGCUCUUUCUCUUUUGUGUUUCGCAGAUGAAAUAAUAACAGCAUACAGGUUUGAAAUGACACAAGGGUGGGUGUACAAUGGCAGAAUUAUUCAUUGACUCUGUCUGAUGAGUGCAACUUGAUUUUGAGCCAGAGGAUGACGAGUCCUACUCAUGUCAGUUUUACUGCUAACGGGAGCAGAGCGAGCGAGUCGGAUGCAAUAGAAGGUGCUGUAGCAUGUUUCAGGGAGAAGAGGCGUAAACUGAGGAACUAAAAGGGUGAUUAAACUGAUUUUUGUGUAAUUAUGUAGAUAGCACUAAAACAAUACUAAAAGAUGUCUGUCAGUGAUGGUUUUUAAACUGUACAUUUGUAUGAGUCAAGGACAGGAGGCAGUUUUUGUUUUUUUAUGUUGAAUUGAUUUUUGUAUUCUGUAUUCUUUUGUUUAUUUUUUUUUAAACGAUGCCACAUGUCAUACUGCCAUCUAGAGGCUCAGCUGACCUAAAGCAACUCCGCCCACUGUCCUUAUAAGGGCAAGCUGCCAUUUAAGUUGCAGUUGGUUUUUACUGGGCUGUAAUUCAGUGUCUGUUUUUAGCGUAGGCGUGAUAAAAUUACUUUUAAAAAGAGAUUGAACCUGGCUGGGUUAAUAAGCCAUUUCCUUGAUUGUGUAAAUAUGAUGUACAUGUCCAAAAAAGGAGCUGGGUUACAAGUUUCCGUGCAUGAGACUGAUGUACAGAGACCAUUUGUAUACAAACAUACACAACAGACGUUUAUAUAUGACUUUGAGUAUAUAUGUGUAUAAUACAUCACCUGUCAAAGGUUUGACAGCGAAAGUCGUAAGAUUGUUUCCUGUUCAACACUUUUGAUCUAUAUUGUACUUAUACAACAUGUGUAUAUACAAGCACUAACUCUUAUAUAGGGUAAUAAUAAUUUUGCUAUGUGAGACGGAAAAAAUAGAAACUGUCAUUAUUGUUACACCUACUACUGCCGCUGUAAUAUUUGUGUUGUACACUAAUUUUUUUUGUUACUUUUUUUUUUUUUUUUUUUUUUUU
This is a messenger RNA of Onychostoma macrolepis, 5983 nucleotides long. RefSeq names its product TAO kinase 2a (gene taok2a). The record is from RefSeq and is a predicted model, not a curated record. The transcript has 20 exons. Lineage: Eukaryota; Metazoa; Chordata; Actinopteri; Cypriniformes; Cyprinidae. Gene Ontology annotation, molecular function: protein kinase activity; ATP binding. Bases 486 to 3935 code for a protein of 1149 amino acids. Gene Ontology annotation, biological process: protein phosphorylation.